Messenger RNA from Effrenium voratum, 758 nucleotides. NCBI's taxonomy places the organism in Eukaryota, Dinophyceae, Suessiales, Symbiodiniaceae. The record is from the annotation of a GenBank genome assembly.
AGGUCGAGAGUGAUGGUGGAUGGAAGGAUCCAGAAGACGGAUCGCUGGGUGAAGGAUGAGGAGAUCACAGUGAACAGGCAUCCCCUCCAGGAGCUUUCGACUGUCGCUUUUAUUGCGCACAAGCCGGCAGGCUACGCCUUGACGCUCGGGGACCCUUUGAAGCGGCCCACCUGUGCGGAGCUCCUGCCGGAUCCCUCGCUGCUGGCGCGCCCAAUUGGGCCCAUUGAUCUGCCCAGCUCCGGCCUGGUGCUGCUGACGAACCGCGCGGAGCUCCGGGGACUGGCAGGACCGAAGCCGCUGGUGGAGUUACCAGCGACCUUCAUGGUGAGGCUGCUGGAUCGGCCCAGCAGCACCCAGCUGGCGCUGCUGGCAUCCACGGCCCACGGCUUCGAUCCGCUGCACGUGGAGGACAUCACUGACGCAGAUGAGGUUGAGGAGGAGACAACCGUACAGCUGUCGCCGCUGCCGGACGAGCUCGGGGCGUUGAUGGGCUCCUCCGAAGCGCGCUGGGAGCGGCCCAGCAGGCCCCCGGCUCCCGCGCCGCAGAAGCAGCUGCCGAUGCUGCUGGUGGCGCUGCGCGGCACGGCGCGCGCGCUGCGGGAAGCGCUUUCCUUUGUGGGUGCUGUGCCGAGGGAGAUCUGCUGUAUCCGCUGGGGCCCACUCAGCUUGGAGGCCGCUCUGACCAGACCGGGAGGCGUGCGGCCACUGUCCCAGGACGAGCUGCAUUCUUUGCUGGACGCCAGUGGCAAAGUUGCGAC